Monoraphidium neglectum is the source of this 1122-nucleotide messenger RNA. RefSeq names its product glycogen synthase kinase 3 beta. Lineage: Eukaryota; Viridiplantae; Chlorophyta; Chlorophyceae; Sphaeropleales; Selenastraceae. Bases 1 to 1122 code for a protein of 373 amino acids. The record is from RefSeq and is a predicted model, not a curated record. Gene Ontology annotation, biological process: protein phosphorylation; signal transduction. The transcript is spliced from 8 exons. Gene Ontology annotation, molecular function: ATP binding; protein serine/threonine kinase activity. Gene Ontology annotation, cellular component: cytoplasm.
AUGGAAAAGCUGCGGCCUGUAGCGGCACUGGGUGCUGCCUUCGGGUCCAAGGCAUCGGGAGAGCAGGCGGGCAUGAGCAGCAGCGUCCCGCAGGCAGCACCGGCAGAGGGCUUGCCACCGGGCAUGCAGGAGCUUACCUUGGAGCAGCGGGAGCAGCAGCGGCAGCGGCAUCAGCCGAUACCCCCCGAGCAGCAGAUCUUUGAGGGCCGAGUGGUGGAGGGCGAGGGGCGCUCUGGCGGCCAUGUGAUCACGGCGGUGUCGGGGUCUGGCGCCGGCAAGCAGUCCUUCAAUUUUGCAACGGACCGCGUCGUCGGCAACGGGUCCUUUGGGGUCGUUUUCCAGGCAACCUGCCUGGAGACGGCGGAGACGGUGGCUAUCAAGAAGGUGCUGCAGGACAAGCGAUUCAAGAAUCGGGAGCUGCAGAUCAUGAAGGUGGUGGACCACCCCAACAUUGUGAAGCUCAAGCAGUGCUUCUACUCGCAGACAGAGAAGGACGAGACCUUCCUGCACCUGGUGCUGGAGUACGUGCCCGACACGGUCUACAGGAUCAGCAAGUCGUACAGCAAGAACAACCAGCGGAUGCCGCCGAUCUUUGUGAAGCUGUACACCUACCAGAUCUGCCGCGCCCUGGGCCACAUCCACCGGUACGGCAUCUGCCACCGGGACAUCAAGCCGCAGAACCUGCUGGUCAACACGGAGACGCACCAGCUCAAGCUCUGUGACUUUGGUAGCGCCAAAGUGCUGGUCAAAGGGGAGCCCAACAUCAGUUACAUCUGCAGCCGCUACUACCGCGCCCCCGAGCUCAUCUUUGGCGCCACCGACUACAGCAGCGCGAUUGACGUGUGGAGCGUGGGCUGCGUGAUGGCGGAGCUGCUGCUGGGGAGCCCCAUAUUUCCGGGGGAGAGCGGGGUGGACCAGCUGGUGGAGAUCAUCAAGUACGCCCCCGACCGCCGCUUCGCCGCGCACGAGGCGAUGUGCCACCCCUUCUUCGACGAGCUGCGGGACCCGGCCGCGCGGCUGCCCAACGGCAAGGCGCUGCCGCCGCUGUUUGACUGGCUGCCCGGGGAGCUGGACGGCCUGCCGGCGGAGAUGGCGGCGCGGCUGCAGCAGAGGAGCGCCUGA